This is a messenger RNA of Melampsora larici-populina 98AG31, 3168 nucleotides long. RefSeq lists its product as uncharacterized. Bases 184 to 2799 code for a protein of 871 amino acids. The record is from RefSeq and is a predicted model, not a curated record. The transcript has 9 exons. Lineage: Eukaryota; Fungi; Basidiomycota; Pucciniomycetes; Pucciniales; Melampsoraceae.
AUGUAGUUUCAUCAGUUUUGAUCUCUUUGCUCCUAUAUAUUGUCAAAUAACAAUCACUUCAUCUGAGUUCAUUUGUUGUCAUCUUGCAUUCUAAGCAAUCGUCGUUUUGUACUUUUCGCAUUAGUCAUAUCAUUUCAUUUUCCAUCUUGUUUAAAUCCUUUUGAAGAGUUUUCCUUUGUUCAAAUGGACGACAUUCGAUCGCCUUUAUGGGUAUACCAUUAUAAUUCGCAAAAUGAUUUCAUGAAACUCGCCGAUACUCGACUCCUACCCCCCAUUCCCGCGGCCGUCCCGUGUUCUUCUACAAAUCAACCUAAUCACCAUCCCAAUCAAUCCAACAUCUCAUCUAUCACGUCAAAAACCACUGAUCAACCUAACAUCCCUAUGGCUAUAUCCUACUCCACUGUUGUGAAUAAACCUAGCCAUACACAAAAUACACCUAUCAUCCCAACAGUCGCGUCAAAAUGCACACCGCAACAAGAACGCCAACGGUGGAAGCUAGACUUGUGUCAUGUUAGGGCCGAGCUCGACCAUUUACUAAAUGCAUCAAAUAGAAUACCCAACAAUCUGAUAGAGAUCUUGGCAGCACAUUCUACAUCACAGACACUUCGAUCCAGUGAUUGGUCAAGCGUCCCGAGUGAAGGGAGACUAGAAAUCUUGUCGGCCUGUGCACAAAUAAUCGACUUGAACUUUUGGUGUGCUUGGGGCGCUGAUAAGAACGGACUGAGACUCCUAGAAGCCUGGCUAAGGGGAUCAGUCUUCGCCCACAAGGACGCUGCAGCCAAAACAAAUCCGUCUUUCAAAGAUCAAGAUUCUGAAGCUUCAACAAGAGACUUACUCCUUAUCAAAUUAUUGAAGGUCCUACAAAAGGUUCCCCUCACAGUGGACAACCUAACAUCCUAUAAAUUUGGGAAUCAAAUAAACAAGAUUGCCGAAGGCUCUUCCGAAAAGUUUUCAACAAAUGCCAGAUUUUUAGCGAAACAACUGAAAAAUCAAUGGUUGCAAGCUGCUGGUCUCGACAAAGUUACAGAAAAUGAUCAUACAGUUUUGACUGAUGCGAAAAGAUCCAACAAUCAUUUGUCUCGACAAGGGCCCGAGAUCGUCAAGAAGGCAAAGCUCGACCACCGAUCCACUGAUAUGAGGCCAACAACCAUGGCAGUCCAGAAAGGUCCAAAAUCCCUCAAGCCUCUCGCCAUUCCCGAAAAGAAACUCGAAGCCCUCGCAUCGCACUCCCCCAACACAAUGCUAGACCCGUUCACUGAAGCAAUGCGAACGAUCCAAAAGAGCAAAGCAGGUGCUGACGUCGAUAACAUCUCUUCUGUGACACCUUCUGUUCAUGAACCAAAGAAUCCGAAAAAAAACCGAAAAUCUGUCACGUUCGCCCCUGAUGAUCAACUAUGUGCGAUCAAGAUCGUGGAGAGAUUGGUUUAUCAUCAGCACGAUGAUGUUUACGAAGAUCACAGUGACGAUGACCCGAAUUUUGUGGCAGAUAUACGUCAGAUGGAUGCAAACGAGGGUCAAUACCUCCACAACGCCCAAGAAUCUUUACAAGAAGAGGCUUCCUGGCUGGCACCGUCCGAGCUCGUGCCCCAAACCGGAGUAAACCUCGAAGAAUUGGACAGCUUACUUCCUCAAUCACCCGAAGCCGAAGGAACACCGCGUGCUGAAGGACUUUACAGGCUGGCACCGUCCGAGGUCGUGCUCCAAACCGACGCAAACCUCGAAGAAUUGAACAGCUUACUUCCUCAAUCACCCGAAGCCAAAGGAACACCGCGUGGUGAAGGACUUUACAGGCUGGCAUCGUCCGAGGUCGUGCUCCAAACCGACGCAAACCUCGAAGAAUUGGACAGCUUACUUCCUCAAUCACCCGAAGCCAAAGGAACACCGUGUGGUGAAGGACUUUACAGGCUGGCACCGUCCGAGCUCGUGCCCCAAACCGACGCAAACCUCGAAGAAUUGAACAGCUUACUUCCUCAAUCACCCGAAGCCAAAGGAACACCGCGUGGUGAAGGACUCGCCAAAGCACCAGUGUCCAGUUCAACCCAUGAACCUAGCAUUGAUAGGCGAGCAUCAGCGCCUGCUAUUGCAUCCGACCGGUGUAGAAAUGACAGUUCAUAUCGUCAUGAUCGAGAGGGAUCAAGGACCAAUACAAUAUCGCAGAGUCUCUCAUUUCGCGAUCGGGGCGCUUUCGAUCAUUUGAAGGAAUUUCCUCGACGGAGUUCCUUGCCCGGCCCGAUGUCCUCUUCAAGAGAGUUACGACCAGCCUAUGAUGCAACUUCAAAAAGUUCAAAUGCUCGUUAUAAAGAGUCUCGCACGGAGAAUAAUCGCGAGAAUGAUCGCAGUGCAGCGGAUUCUUCCACCCGAAAAACAGAGAGUGAUCGCAGCGCAGCGAACCUUCCUCGGAAACCAGAGAGCGAUCGCAAUGCAGCGAACCUUCCUCGGAAACCAGAGAGCGAUCGCAGUGCCGCGAAUCUUCCUCGGAGACCAGAGAGCGAUCGCAAUGGAGUGACCUAUUCCAAACGAAGCACAGAGAACGAUCGCAGCGCAGGAAGGCUUACCACACGAAGCGUGGACAAUGACCGCAGAGCAGGUUAUCAUGCUCCUCGACGCUCGAGUGAUCGGUACGACCGCUCACCUCCUCGGCCAAUUUCUCGAGUAGCUCGCAGCUACACAUCACAGCGCCAUCCCGAUCCAAAGCCUGUACCACCUAGAGCUUAUACCAGGCAUGGUGUGCAUAUUAGAUGCAAGUGGUGGCCAGAUUGUAGACUUGGUAGUCUAUGUGCCUAUAAACAUGGCCACUGAAGACAACUAGUAUCUGCCAGUUCCAUGUAUAUUCCUACUUCAAGUGUCAUCUUCAAAUGCCAAGUACAGUCGCUGGCAAAGCUUCAGAAGAUCUGCGCUUCAAAGCAAAGCAAGGUGGUCCAUUCAUGUCAUACUUUUUGUCUCAGCAGCUGCUAUUAUAUGCAAGUAGGGGAGGGAAAGUGGUGCCAACAUAUUCAAAGACACCAGCCCUAAUUGUGUGUGCACUCAACAAGCCUAGAUAAGCAGUUGGUGCAUAUCUGCAUUUGUGACUGCUUUGAAUGUGCUGGUGCAAGAAUGCAAGGACUUUCAUAUUUUUACCGAAGUACAUUGCGAUACAACAAGAGUUUGAUAUAUAUAUUGUUUCUCUAU